UGUUUAAAAAACCAGCCCAGGGCUGACUCAUUGCUUCUCUUAAUCGAAGUCAUCUGUUUGCAAUGCUGCAUCCAGAACUGCCUCUUCCGUGGUGUGUGGGGGUUUGGGAAGGGAAGAGGAUUUUCCUUUGGCCUUGAUUUGUUCUGAAAGGCGUCCGUUAACUACCAGAUAGUCAAUUUUUGUGGCUUUAGUCAAAUUCUUCAAGAAAUCAUCCUCAACUUUGUCAGUAGUGUUCGGAUACCGCUGCAUAGUAGCUAUCCACGUACCGAAGAAAUCUGUAAAAGAAAAAGGCUGUGGUAAGCGCUAUAGAAUCGCCUGUCUCUGUGUGUGCGCUCUUGCUCCAACACUCAUCAUGAGCGUGCUGCCUCCUGUACGAAAAGAUCGCAUCAUCAUAAAGCUUCCGAAGUGCCCUGGAAAAGGGGCUGCACUGCACACAAAGGAUGCCUUCCAUCCCAAGGUGAAGACUGCGUGUCAGGAGCAGCGGACUGGCACAGUGGGGUUCAAGAUCUCCAAGGUCAUUGUUGUUGGUGAUGUGGCGGUGGGGAAAACCUGUCUGAUUAAUAGAUUCUGCAAGGAUACCUUUGACAAGAACUACAAAGCCACAAUAGGGGUGGAUUUUGAGAUGGAGAGGUUUGAGGUGCUGGGCGUUCCCUUCAGUUUACAGCUAUGGGACACUGCCGGACAGGAGAGGUUCAAGUGCAUUGCCUCUACAUACUACAGAGGAGCACAGGCCAUCAUAAUUGUGUUUGACGUCAAUGAUGUAGCCUCUCUUUACCACGCAAGGCAGUGGCUGGAGGACGCCAUGAAAGAGAACGACCCCUCCAGUGUGCUGCUCUUCCUGGUGGGAACCAAGAAAGACCUGAGUUCUCCUGCCAUGUUCUCCCAGAUUGAGCAGGACGCCAUUAAACUGUCAGAAGAGAUUAGAGCAGAAUACUGGGCGGUGUCUGCACUUUCAGGAGAGAGUGUGAAGGAGUUCUUCUUCCGCGUGGCAGCGCUGACAUUUGAGGCAAACGUUCUGGCUGAGUUGGAGAAGAGCGGAUCCAGACGCAUCGGCGAUGUUGUCAGAAUAAACAGCAAUUCCUGCAACUUGUACGCAACAUCCCAGAAGAAGCAGUCUAACUGUUGCCAGUGAGGUUGAAUUGUACAUUGACAGAAAGUUUCACUCUAAAUUACCACAGCAUGGUACUAAAGCACAUGGAUAGCAGCACAGCCAUCCAAGAGAAAUGUCCACAGCAGAAUUGCCAUGGAAAACCGAAUGUCAGCAUUGCAAAGGGGACCCCAAAUGGUACGAACAAUGUAAUUGUCUGUGAGGAAGUUGUGGAUGAUUCCCACAAAUGAGCUGGACUUCAAACAUCUUGAAUACAUUAUUGUAUGUGGUUGCAAGCUUUUAUCAUCAUUAGUUUGAACUUUUUCCAAAACCAACUGUACAAAGAAGAAUGCCUUUUUAAUGGUCUGAUUAUAAUGGUACUGCCUCAUGCAUUAACAGGACAAUCAUCUUUGUGUUGCAGACAUGUUGCUUGAUAGGCAAUUAUUUUUGUGCAUUUCAUUUAUUAUUGAAUUAAUUAGUAGAGUUUUAGUGCUACUGGGUUGUAUUCCUGUAGUUAAUGACUGCCUUUGAGAAUACUCUACUUCCAGGACCAAGAGAUUCUGAAAUAUAUUGUAUAACAAUAGCAUGUAUGCAUUGUUAAAAAAAAAAAAAAAAAAACCCACGUUCAAGUGGGACCUCAGUGUGACCAAUUGUACAUUUGGAAAAUGUUAGUGCGAUUGCCUUACAUGGUAAGUCUUAAUACAGUGAUACAAGGUACAAAUUACACAUUUUCUAGUGUUUAAAGGAAAAAAAAAAAAGAAGGUAUUUGCCUAUUCAAAAUAAUCCAAGUUUUGAACUUGAUGCAAUUAAUUCAAUAUAUAGUAGUCAAGGCAAGUUGUUUGGAUUUCAAAUUUAAUCAAGAGCAUUUCAUAGGGUUAUUUCUGACCUAGUGUCAUUUGGAUGAACCAUGUAUGCAAUUAAUUUGGCACAAUUUUAGUAGAAUUUGGUUCAAUUAAAUAUUUAUUUAAGUUGUUAGAACGGUUGUUCUGUUUCUCUGUACAGUGUCUUUGUGAUAGUUCUCUGUAAAAAGGCUAUACAAAAUUAAUUGAAUAGAAGAACUGUAGUUGAAUAUUUUAGGUAACGUUUAUUGGAACUCAAUGUAAUUCGGCACAUUAAAAAGAAAAUCCAGAACUACAAUUUCUGUGUUAAUGGUAAAACAAUUAACAUAUUAAGAAAAAUGGCAUACAAGAAUAAUUAAGUGUUAUGUUAACCCCAAAAAAACACUGAAUAGAAACCGUAUAGGUUUGGUUUAGAUUAGAUUUAGAUUUAGAUUUUACAGUGAAAUAAAUUGUUAAAAAAAGGAGAUAAUUUAAGGAAACAAUUGCUCUCUUCAAGACAAAUCAGGCUUGCUGUCUAUUACAAAGAUCUACACCAGAACAAAUGGCAGAAUUGCAUAUACACUAGUUCUAGUCAUUUCUUAUUUCUUUCAAACCGCAUCAGGCUCGCUUUAUUCCGACAAACGCAGGUUCAUGGAGAGGAGGUGGCUUGCAAAAGCAGGCCUGCACCAGAGUGGCCCGGGUUCAGUCCGUCAGGCUGACGAAGCUGUGGAAGGAGUCCAGGUGCUGCCUGUCUAUCUGAGCCUGCAGGGUCUCUGGGAUGCAGUGAGAGUACCUGUACCUCUCUUUGAUCCACCGCCCCCCCUCGCUGUUCUCUAUGGCAACUGCUGCUACACCUGAAAUCA
This is a messenger RNA of Conger conger (European conger), 2768 nucleotides long. RefSeq names its product ras-related protein Rab-34-like. Bases 353 to 1132 code for a protein of 259 amino acids. Lineage: Eukaryota; Metazoa; Chordata; Actinopteri; Anguilliformes; Congridae. The record is from RefSeq and is a predicted model, not a curated record. Gene Ontology annotation, molecular function: GTPase activity; GTP binding. Gene Ontology annotation, biological process: endocytosis; phagosome-lysosome fusion. The transcript is spliced from 11 exons.